GAUUUUACGACACGCCGCAAAACGGUCCUUUGGGCGGUCGACGUGACAAGUUGCCGACACUCCGCAUUGCACAACUUCUUGAAAUUCCCAAAUGUCGGCCUCCCGGCAAAGACUUAAAGACGCAAGAAGGCCACAGAAGACGCCAAGAUGAAGCUCAUCGACAGGAGCUUCGAUAAAGACGGAUCAGGUCAGGUGACCCUGCUCCCUGAGGACCCGGAGGACAUGUGGCACGCCUUUAACCUGGUCGCCGUGGGAGACAGUCUCAGGUCCACCACCAUCAGAAAAGUCCAGAAUGAAUCUGCCACGGGAAGUGUCAGCAGUAGCAAAAUCCGCACCACUCUCACGGUGAACAUAGAGACAAUCGACUUUGACACGCAGGCCUGCGUACUCAGGGUCAAGGGCAGGAACAUACAGGAGAACCAAUAUGUCAAGAUGGGAGCCUAUCACACUCUAGACCUGGAGCUCAACAGGAAGUUCACCCUCGCUAAGGAAUGCUGGGAUGCCAUUGCAAUAGACAGAAUAGAACAAGCCUGUGAUAUUGAGAAGAAGGCGGACGUUGCAGCACUAGUGAUGCAGGAGGGACUGGCACACCUGUGUCUGCUGACAGGCAGCAUGACCGUCGUACGAGCAAAGAUCGAGACCAACAUCCCCCGCAAGAGGAGGGGCAGCUGUGAGCAACAUGACAAGGGACUUGGUCGGUUCUAUGAGUCUGUCAUGCAGGCUAUAUUGCGUCAUGUCAACUUUGAAAUUGUGAAGUGUGUCCUUGUAGCCAGCCCAGGGUUUGUGAAAGACCAGUACUGUGAGUACAUGUUCAGUCAAGCCAUCAAAACAGACUGCAAAGUCAUCACAGAGAACAAGUCCAAGUUCCUGCUGGUCCAUUCCUCCUCUGGCUUCAAGCACUCACUCAAAGAAGUGUUACAGGAUCCAUCAGUUGCUGCCAAACUGGCAGACACAAAGGCUGCUGGUGAGGUGAAGUCACUGGAACAGUUUUACAUCAUGUUGCAGCAUGAACCAGACAGAGCAUAUUAUGGCAUCAAACAUGUGGAAAGUGCCAGUGAGUCUGAGGCCAUAGAAACCCUCCUCAUUUCUGACAGGCUGUUCAGGGCUCAAGACGUGGCCACGAGAAGAAGAUAUGUGGCACUAGUGGAGAAGGUGAAGGAUUUAGGAGGCGAUGUCAAGAUUUUCUCCAGUCUCCAUGUGUCAGGAGAACAGCUGGAUCAGCUGACAGGAGUAGCUGCUAUCCUGCGUUUUCCGAUUCCUGAAAUUGACGAAGAAGAUGCCACGGAUUCAGACGAGGACUGAUGCAUGAAAUGUUAGGCAGUCAUUCUAAACCCUCCAAUUAUGCCUGAACAGCUAGGAUAUUGUUUGCUGGUGCUAAAAAGGCCACUUUGGCAGAAAGGACGUUAACACACACACACACUCAGCCUCCUCUUAAAUUUGUCACUUUUAGAUACCAACUCAGUGAGGUAUCUGCUUCAGAAGUCAAGCUAAGGAAGUGUGUGUAUCAAAAUCAUUUUUGAUGGCUGUUUCUGCAAUAUUUUAGAAACUGUAAAAUCAAUCAGUCUUUGUACAAAAAGACAAACUGGAUUCGAAAAAGAUGGAUAGUUAGUCUACUUGUAACAGUUGUUGUAGUGGCGAUGGGCUAUUGGGAGGAGUUUGUUGUGGUAUUCAUUAUUUGGGUUAUGAUGAUCACUUGCUAAUGAUUGUAAGGAAGUCGGAGGAAGUACAGGGUGUCUCAUGAGAACAUACAAAGAACAUCCUAGCAUUAAGUAUUGUGUAAGUUUAGACAUUGGCUUUUUUCUGUCUCGGUUGAUGAUGGGUCUACCAUCAACACUUAUGUAGAGAGAUAAUCUAAGUCUGUAAACUUUGUGCACUUUAAACUCAUCUCAGGCAUGCCAUGAUUGCCUGUUGUUAACAAUAGUAAUAUAUUUUGUUCAGGAUAUAUUACUUUAUGUUCAAUGGAUGUCAUGAAAACAAACCAUUGUUGAAGUUGUUACAAUUUAAAGAAUAUGUUGUACAGUGUACACUGUAGAUACAAAAGUGCAACUGUUCAUUGUUAUUGAUUUUUAAAGAUAUUGACAAAAACAUAAAACAUUAUGUAUAGAAGACUAUAUUAACUUUCAAGUUUAAAAGAUAAAGUAGUCCUUCAGAGAAGAAAUAAUGGAAAUAAACAAAACUGACACAAGCCAAGAAAUCGGUCGGAACCAUUUAUUUUUCUUGAAGACAGAACCACAAUCUUCAGACUUGGACAGCUGUAUGUACAAGCAGACAACUCUAGUUAGUGGUUACAUUCUUUGGUAUAAUAGAUAGCUGA
Molecule: messenger RNA, 2314 nt
Organism: Branchiostoma belcheri (Belcher's lancelet)
Lineage: Eukaryota; Metazoa; Chordata; Leptocardii; Amphioxiformes; Branchiostomatidae
Product: protein pelota-like
Exons: 13
Coding region: 148-1302 (384 amino acids)
Biological process (GO): nuclear-transcribed mRNA catabolic process, non-stop decay; ribosome disassembly; nonfunctional rRNA decay
Cellular component (GO): cytoplasm
Source: RefSeq, a predicted model, not a curated record